AUGAAUAAUAAAUACCAUCCAACUAUAUAUCAAUAUGCUAUCGUAAAAAACAGCAAAUCACGUAUGAUGAGGCGACAGAGAGAGCGUACUGCAUGGAACAGAAAAAGAAAUAUGAUCAUUGGAGCAUGUCUGCUGACAUUAGCAUGCCUAUCGAUGGUUAUACUAUUUCCAGUCCUCGACAUCUCAAAUUUUCGAUUUUCAUACAUGCCUCAAGAAGUGUCUACUGAGACACCUCGGCAGCAUGUAGACACCAGCAUGCCAACCACUGUAGAUCAUGCUCUUAUUAGCCCAGUUAAUACCUGCUCUUCUGAUUCAUUCACUGGACACCAGCUCAAUAGUUAUCAUACUGCCAAUGAUCUUUCCGAACCACCAUCACACGAAUUGAUUGAGUUUCAAGGUGCAACCAAGACUGGAGGCAUUGGAGAACAAUGUCCAAAUCCAAACUACAUUGCAUCGAACCGUGCUGUUGAUGUUCCUGCAACAGAAGAAAGAAACUAUCCUGUGGGAUUUUAUACCAACGGCGAAGACGUAUAUUCAAAGGCCUUGGAAGAGUAUUACAAAUCUCGAUCUCUCAAUGCUUUUCUCAGCUCGAUGAGUCCAAAUUUAGCUUUCCAGAGCCUAGACAGUCACCAACGUCUUUUCAUGGAAAGCCUAAAAAGGCUAUUUGAGGACUUGGAUCAUCUAAACACAGUCGCCAGUGGUGAUAUAUUGACAUUAAAACUUCAAAGAAUCACAAGCUUCUUUGAUACUAUUGAUAUUAAAAAUAUGAAAGACAGAGAACAUGUCUUAGACUUUUUGAAUUCAGAGUAUGGUCUGAAGGACCUGGAAAUUGAAAACAUCCAUGAGUUUUCUGUCUUUAAGGUGGCAUAUGAUGGAGCUUUAUAUGUCUUGAAGCAGAUAGGAUGCUCAAAAGGCUAUGAAAAGUUCCAUUCAAAUGAUCUGCUUGCCAAGGAUAUUGAUUCUCCUAAUGUUGCAAAAAUCCUACAUGUGUUUGAAAGAAGUACUUCACCAAAACCCGGUGAGGCUGAGGAUAAAGAUAUCUGGUACCUUUCUGAGUAUCUUGAUAUUAGCCUUGACAGCAACUAUGUCAAGCAAAAUGGGGUUGCUAUGAUAAGAAAGAUAGCAAGAGAUGUGCUCAUGGGAUUGAAAGCACUCCAUGAGAAGAACAUAGCUUAUAACAAUAGCAUAAGUGAUAGUAUUAGAGGAGCAUUGGAAAUCAAGGAAGAUGGAAAUUGGGAUAUUACCUUCAAACUUAUAAAUCUAGGGCGGGAGCCAGAGCUUGUGAAGUAUCAAGACCCAGUUGGAAGGUUUUUUGGGUGGAGCUGCUGCAAUUCUGAUUUUGAGCAGUUUGGACAUAUGCUCCACAAAUUAAGCAAUAAGAUCGGACAGUCCACUACAACUACUAAACCUAUAAAAGUUGAGCUACGUGCGCCGGGCCAGCUCUUCUUUAGUCAAUUCAUGGGGUUUUUGACUCGGGAUGAAAAGCUCAUUGAUCUGAUCCUCGUCUGCAAAGGAUAUACUAAAUACCCGCCUCAAAGCAUUGAUGAUGUGCUAAGCCACCAAUUCUUCACAGGCGAAGAGCUGUGUCUUGAUUACGAUCGGUUUGGAAGGCGGUAUUAUCUCAUUUGA
This is a messenger RNA of Vittaforma corneae ATCC 50505, 1629 nucleotides long. RefSeq lists its product as uncharacterized. The coding region runs from base 1 to 1629 and encodes 542 amino acids. The transcript has a single exon. NCBI's taxonomy places the organism in Eukaryota, Fungi, Microsporidia, Nosematidae. The record is from RefSeq and is a predicted model, not a curated record.